CAUGCUAUAAUAAACUUGGUGAAGAUCAUCCAGAUUUAAAAACAAUUGCCGAUAAAACUGACAGAAUUUUAAAACAUUUCAAAAGCUGUCAGAAUUUUCAAGAUUCGUAUAGUCAACAAGAAAAGGAUGAAGUUUUUAAACCUAAAGAAGAAUCACAUUUAGGUAAAAGAAUAA
Messenger RNA from Funneliformis caledonium, 174 nucleotides. NCBI's taxonomy places the organism in Eukaryota, Fungi, Glomeromycota, Glomeromycetes, Glomerales, Glomeraceae. The record is from the annotation of a GenBank genome assembly.